This is a messenger RNA of Trifolium pratense (red clover), 1264 nucleotides long. Its product is annotated as putative low molecular weight protein-tyrosine-phosphatase slr0328. The transcript is spliced from 5 exons. Gene Ontology annotation, biological process: protein dephosphorylation. Lineage: Eukaryota; Viridiplantae; Streptophyta; Magnoliopsida; Fabales; Fabaceae. The coding region runs from base 42 to 776 and encodes 244 amino acids. Gene Ontology annotation, molecular function: protein tyrosine phosphatase activity. The record is from RefSeq and is a predicted model, not a curated record.
UGGAAGUAUCAGCUCCUCCAUUGAUUUAGGAGAAAAAGAAAAUGAAGACACUAUACAUUGAAGGAACAAACCUUAUUAAUUUACCAUUUUACCACUCUUCCCAAUUCCUCUCACCAAACCCAAAUGUCCCAUUCCUUGUUCCUUUUCCUUCCAAACAGAUUCCAAAGUUAACUCCAAAACCUUAUUCCAUUUCCUUCAAAAAAUCUCACUUUUCUCCAAUUCAAGCUUCAAUGGCUUCAUCAACUCUCACAGACACAAACAAACCAUUCUCAGUUCUCUUUGUCUGUCUUGGAAACAUCUGUAGAAGUCCAGCUGCUGAAGGAGUUUUCACUGAUUUGGUUAAGAAAAGUGGUUUUGAUUCUAAGUUCAGAAUUGAUUCUGCUGGUACAAUCAAUUAUCAUGAAGGUAAUCAAGCUGAUUCAAGAAUGAGGGCAGCUUCAAAAAGACGUGGGAUUGAGAUAACUUCAAUUUCAAGGCCAAUUAAGUCUUCUGAUUUUGUUGAGUUUGAUCUUAUUCUUGCUAUGGACAAGCAAAAUAGAGAGGACAUAUUGGAAGCUUUUAAUAGAUGGAAGUUUAGAGAUCCUUUACCUGAAGAUGCCCACAAAAAGGUUAAGUUGAUGUGCUCAUAUUGUAAGAAACAUGAUGAAACUGAAGUCCCGGAUCCUUACUAUGGUGGACCUCAAGGUUUUGAGAAGGUGUUAGAUAUGCUUGAAGAUGCUUGUGAAUCAUUGCUGGAAAACAUUUUGGCUGAAAAUAAACAUAUACAAGAAUCCUAAUACCUUUUUCUUCUUUCCUAUUCAUUGUUCUGUUUGCCAUUGAAUACUGAAACUCAGCAGAUUAUAGCACAGUUAAAGAUAAUUUUGAAUCUGCUGACAUGCACAUGAGAAGAAUGAUGACAUGGUACUGCCUUGUGACACACAAUGCUGCAUUGUGUCCAGCGUUCAGAUUUCACUUCAAAGUUAAUUUGGAUGUUUUUAAUGUUCUUCUGCACUACUGGGUGUGAUGAGAGUAAUGUAUUUAAGUAAUUUUCAAGUGAAGUUUUGACUGUUAAAUCAGGGAAUAUUUAAUGUAUUCAGGAUACUAUUUGAGAGUUUUAAAUAAAUGAAAAGGAAUUGAGGGACUUGUUGUAAUAAUUAAAAAAGUCAGACUAAAAUAGCUCAAUAAAAUUACUGAGAAGUGAAAGUGUAAACUAGAGGUGGCAAAUGUGUAACCAAACCAAUAAUAUAUCUAUGUGAAUGAACAAACUUACAACUGCAUUACAAUA